Thelazia callipaeda (thelaziosis nematode) is the source of this 207-nucleotide messenger RNA. NCBI's taxonomy places the organism in Eukaryota, Metazoa, Nematoda, Chromadorea, Rhabditida, Thelaziidae. The record is from the annotation of a GenBank genome assembly.
AUGUUGGUAUUAACCUUCGAACUGGAUAUGACCUGUGAAGGAUGCGCGAAUGCGGCAAGGAGAGUACUUUCAAAGUUGGGUGAUGAUGUUUCGGACGUACAAAUCAACAUAGCAGCUAAACGUGUCACCGUUACAACAAAAUUACCUGCUGAAACGGUACUUUUGACAUUGAAGAAAACCGGCAGAAAAGCCAAGCUAAUUUCGUAA